AUGGUCAAGCCGCUCACAUUCAAAGGCGACAAAAAGCCCAAAAAGCGCAAGCGCGCCGCGGCCACUGAAGACGAUGCGGGCGACGCCUCUGGCCCGCCCGCCAAAGCUCCCACCACCGCAUCUGACGCGCCCGCUUCCGAGGACGACGACUCAUGGGUGACGGCCGAGGCUGUGACCGACAUUGCCGGGCCGGUGACGAUCAUAUUGCCGACAGAGGACGUGUCCAGCCUGGGGAGCGACGCGAACGGCGUCGUGUUCGUGAGCAAGAUGGAGAACCUGGUGGACGGGGACCCGCUGACCGCGGAGCCGCAUGACGUGCGGCAGGUGUGGGUUGCGAACCGUGUAGCGGGAACGGAGGGGUUCAGCUUCAAGGGACAUCACGGGAAGUACCUCGGUUGCGACAAAUUCGGCAUCCUACAAGCAACGCGCGAAGCCAUCUCCCCCGAAGAGUCCUUCACCUGCAUCCCCGUGGCCGACAGCCCCGGCACCUUUGCCAUCCAAACCCAACGCGACAAGUUCGUCACCGUCGACGAGAGCAAGAGCGGCGCACCCGCCGUGCGCGGUGACGCCGAGAACAUUGAUUUCUGCUCGACGCUGCGCAUCCGCAUGCAGGCGCGCUUCAAGCCACGGCUGAAAGCUUCCAAAGAGCAAAAGGCUCUCGAAAAGAUCUCGCGCAAGGAGCUGGAGGAAAUGGUUGGCCGGAGGCUGGAGGAUGACGAGGUCAAGAAGUUGAAAAAGGCGAGACGGGAGGGCAAUUUUCAUGAGAUCAUGUUGGAUGUCAAGGUCAAAGGGAAGCAUGACAAGUUUGCGUGA
This is a messenger RNA of Aplosporella prunicola CBS 121167, 813 nucleotides long. RefSeq lists its product as uncharacterized. Gene Ontology annotation, molecular function: actin filament binding. NCBI's taxonomy places the organism in Eukaryota, Fungi, Ascomycota, Dothideomycetes, Botryosphaeriales, Aplosporellaceae. The record is from RefSeq and is a predicted model, not a curated record. The coding region runs from base 1 to 813 and encodes 270 amino acids. The transcript is spliced from 2 exons. Gene Ontology annotation, cellular component: nucleolus; catalytic step 2 spliceosome; striated muscle dense body.